Messenger RNA from Clavispora lusitaniae ATCC 42720, 555 nucleotides. RefSeq lists its product as uncharacterized. NCBI's taxonomy places the organism in Eukaryota, Fungi, Ascomycota, Pichiomycetes, Serinales, Metschnikowiaceae. The record is from RefSeq and is a predicted model, not a curated record.
AUGAACAUUCACUUAUUGCUCCUCGACUUGGCACACAACCCAAAACCCAAACUUGGAACCGCCCACCUGCUCUACUGUCAAGUAAAACGGCACCACUGGCUCACCACCCUCGAGCAAGGUCAUGGUAAAUGGCACUGCUGUCCAGUUGGGCCCGACCUCCACUGUCAGCAGCGGUCCUCUUCGCACCGCCCGCUCCAAUUGUUCGGCGCGCGCCUGACUGGUGCGCCCGGUCAAGUACACAGCGGGUACGGAAGCUGCGACGCUCGCCUUGUGGCCUUGUACACUGAAGGUGGUUAUUGGCAUUGCUACGUGAGCCCCGUGUGGGUUUUGCAGCACAACAGCCGCAGUCAUGGUAAUGCUGGCCGGCAACGGGUUCAUGACGCUGAGAGUACAGGCAACUUCACCAGAAAGUGGCCCAAGGGCCCGCGCGCACACCGUGGGCACCAUGUCAACUGCGAACUGUUUGUGGGCGAAUUUCAUCAGGCGCGGAUCGCUCGUGGGGACACACAAUGGCGCGCGGCACAGACCGCAUGCAAAAGACCUCUUAGCUGUUAG